AUGGCUAAUGCUUGGAGAAGAAACCAACCGACAAAGAUUCUCACCUCUAGAAAUCUCCUCCUCUUCAUCUCCUCAUCUCUAGUCCUCCUCCUCUUCUUCUACCUCACCUCUCAGUCCCAAACCAAUACCCCAUACCUCAACUCCCUCAAAACCCCCAUCUCUCACUGCGCUAUAAAGCCUUUCGAAUGCUACGCUUCACCCCAAGCUCAUCUCGUUUUCGCCAAUGUCGUGGAGGGUCUUAAAUACCCAUUCCUCUACUCCCUUUCCGACUUUGGGAAUUUUCCAGAGAAACCCCACAAGAAUAAUAACAGGACUCUCAAGGGAAAGGCGUUUAGGAAGCCUAAUAUAUUUGAGACUAUGCAGGAGUUGCUGGAAAAGAUGAAAAACGAGGACCGGAAGGGGAUUUUUGUGGAUGUUGGGGCUAAUGUAUGCAUUUAUCUAUCACUUCUUGGAUUGUCUUAG
Ipomoea triloba (trilobed morning glory) is the source of this 462-nucleotide messenger RNA. RefSeq lists its product as uncharacterized. The transcript has a single exon. NCBI's taxonomy places the organism in Eukaryota, Viridiplantae, Streptophyta, Magnoliopsida, Solanales, Convolvulaceae. The coding region runs from base 1 to 462 and encodes 153 amino acids. The record is from RefSeq and is a predicted model, not a curated record.